UAGAAGGAAUCUGUUUUCUUUUUGGACGGAAAAAACGACGUUGACUCCUUUUUAGGGGCAUUAUUGUCCUUUCCCUUCCUCCCUCUCCCCUCCCUUACCCUAGGUCCAUUGGAGGGAAUCAAAACCCACGUUACCCACCUGCAUACGAAAACAAAACACCAAAAAUUCAAAAACCCAACAAACCCAAUCCCAGAACUCAAAAACACAACCCGAGGUGGGACGAUCGCACGGGAGAUGCAGCAUUUCGGGUUGAAGAAUGUCGCAGGAUGGAAGAACCGUAGGAGGCAGUGGGUUGUUUACGAUGCAGAUUCAUCAUGAGGGUAAGUUCUUUAAUGUGCCUAGAAUCAAGUAUGAGGGUGGUUCUAUUGCAUACGUAGAUAACUGCAGCCGUGAUACAAUUUCUUUACUAGAAGUUGGUGACUUGGUCGAGCAAUUGGGGUACACAGGUAUGAUAAACUAUUAUUAUGUGAUGACUGGGAGAACCAUAAACAAUGGGUUGAAAAUGUUGUUGACUGAUAAGGAUGUAUUGGAUAGGAUUGACCAACUUCCUCCAAGUAGGGUAGUGGACAUAUACGUAGAACCUAUUAGUCCCCUUGCAAUGAUGCAAACUCAAGAUAGUUCAACUGAUAAGGCUGGGCCAAGUGGGCCAAGUGAUAAGGCUGGACCAAGUGGGCCAAGUGAUAAGGUUGGAUCACCUGAUAUAGGACUUGGCCUUAAUCUUAACUAUGAGGAUUUUCUCUUUGAUGAUGGUGACUUAGAAGAUGUAGACAUUGGUGAUGUAGACAUAGAAGGAGUGGUCACCACCAGUAGUGAAUCUGAUGCCUCCUUUUUUGAAGAUAGUGACUAUGGGCAGUCAGAUGAUGAUGAAUUAUUUGAGGCUUUUGUUGAUAAUGGAAUUGAAUGGGAAGGGUUAGGAAAGAACAAAGGGAAAGAAAAAGAAGUCAAUGAGGAGGUGAAUAUGGAGGUAGAUGAUGGGGAGGAUUGUGGAGAUGUUUCAUCAGAAGACCUCCACAGUGUUAUUCAGAUUCUGAUGAUGAGGUAAAGGACAAAAAUCCUGAGUUUAGAGCAUAAACUGAUAUGGGAAAGAUCAAGUUCUGUCCAGGGAUGAAGAGUUCAAAUGCAAAAGAGUUUAGGGAAGCAGUGAGAGAGUAUGCAAUAAAGAAAGGGAAAGACAUAAAGUUUGUGAAGAACGAGACAACAAGAAUAAAAGCAAUCUGUGCUACUAAGAAAUGUCCCUGGAGUAUUUUAGGGUCGCUUGCACAGAAAGGUGAAUCUUUUCAGGUGAAAACCUACAAAAAGUAACACAAAUGUUUAAGAUCAUUCAGAGUGAGGCAUGUAACUUCAAUGUACCUUGCCAAUAAGUAUGUUGAUAGUAUUAGAUCUAACCCUAAUAUGCCAUUGGACCACCUACAAGAGAGAGUGAACAAGGACCUUGUGGUUAAUGUGUCAACUACUCAAGCAUACAGAGCAAAGAGGAAAGCACUUGACCUUAUUGAGGGAACACACUUGGAACAAUAUGCAUUGUUGAGGGACUAUUGUGAAGAGGUUAGAAGGACAAAUCCCAACACCACAAUCAUCAUCAAUACUAUACCUCCUCCAACUGAAGAUGGUCAGCCAACAUUUGAGAGACUUUAUAUUUGUUUGGGGGCAUUGAAACAAGGAAUGCUAUAUGGUUAUAGGAGGUUGGUAUGUAUGGAUGCUUGCCAUUUGAAAGGAUCACAUGGGGGUCAUUUGUUAGUGGGUAUGGGUAUUGAUGCAAACAACCAAUCUUUCCCAUUUGCAUAUGCUGUUGUUGAGAUUGAAACCAAGGAUUCAUGCAUCUGGUUCUUGGAGUUGGUGACUGAAGACCUACAAAUACAGAAUAGUAGUGCAUGGACAUUCAUUUUAAGUAUACUAUUGCAUAUGCUGUUGUUCAUUCUUAUUAAUCCAUUCCAUUGGUAUUUGUAGGGACUAGUUCCAACAUUGCAACAAGUUGUUCCAAAUGCAGAGAUGAGAUUCUAUAUCAGGCACUUGUACACCAACUUCAGGGAUUUGCACAAGGGGAUGGAAUUGAGGAAACAGCUAUGGUCAGCUGCUAGAGCCACAACUAUUGAAGAUUUUCACAAAGCAAUGGAGACAAUGAAGGCCACUGAUGUUGAGGCUUACAAAUGGCUAGCAGAAAAACCACCCAUGCAAUGGUCCAAGUCUUACUACUCUACUUUAAACAAAUGUGACCUUCUUGUUAACAACCUGUGUGAGGGUUUUAACAAAGACAUAAUGGUCCAGGUCUCACUACUCUACUUUAAACAAAUGUGACCUUCUUGUUAACAACCUGUUUAAGGGUUUUAACAAAGACAUAAAGUUGGCUAGGGACAAACCUAUUAUAACAAUGUUGGAAGGAAUUAGGUGUUACUUAAUGAAGAGAAUGACCAAAAGGAGGGAGCAAAUAACCACAUGGGAACACAACAUCUGCCCAAACAUUAUAGAUAAAGUGGAAAAAUAUAAAAAAGAUGUGGUGGUUGUAAUGCAAUUUGGUUUGGUGAGGGACAUUACCAAAUACAUGGCCCUCCACCUCAACAAUAUAGCCAGAAUUUGGAAGACCGAACUUGUAGCUACAGAAAAUGGGAUUUGAAAGGUAUCCCAUGUACACAUGCUAUAACUAGCAUUACCCACAAGCAUGCCAAUAUAGAAGAUUACAUUGACCCUUGUUAUAAGAAGGAGACAAAUGCUAGUAUCUAUAAGGGUACCAUUUACCCCAUCAAUCAAAGAAACAUGUGGCAUGCAAGUGGGUGCGUGCCAAUUCUCCCUCCCAACUAUGGCAGGUCUUCUGGAAGGCCUAAGAAAUGUAGGAGGAAAGAAAGAGUUGAGUUAGAGAAUCCUGACCCAAAUAAGUUGAGGAGACAAAAUACUUCAUUGAGAUGUGGGAAAUGUGGCCAAUGGGGGCAUAAUAUGAGGACUUGCAAAAAUAAAGCAAAUUCAAAAAUUCGAAGGAGGCCUACUGGAGGGUUAGUGUUCACUCGGCCAAGUGGCAGGUCAAGAAGUAGGCCAAGGAGAAUGGGUGUUCAAUCAACCUUUGGUAGGGGCAGGGGUGCAGUAGGUGAUGGUGCAGCACCUCAAGCAAGCCAAGUUUCAAUGGGAACUGAUGGUGCAGCACCUCAAGCAAGCCAAGUUUCAGUGGGAGCUGUUGGUACUGAUGGUGGUGGAACCAAAGGUGGAAAGGGAAAGGGUACUGAUGGUGGUGGAACUAGAGGUGGAAGGGGAAGGGGAAGGGGUAGAAGCAUAUGAGGGAAUAGUGGUGGAAGCACUGAUGUUGGUAGGGGCAGUGGUGGUGGAAACAAAGGAGAAAGAACUGGUGGUGGAAGGGGCAAGGCUAGAAGGGGGAGUGGUGUUGGAACUAGAGGAGGGAGCAUUGAUGGUGGGGGCAGGACUGGAAGGGGAAGGGAUCGUCCAGUGAGUACAACAGGAAAUUCAAAGCCAACAUGGUCCCAAUACUAACCAUGGGUCAUUGCAUUGCAUUAUGAGGAUCAAUUUUGUUUUUGUCCAGGUCCACUUUUGCUCUGUUGUAACUUGCUAUAUUGUAAUGCAUUUUGAUUCCUUGCCACUAAUAGAUAUGACAAACUUGGGUCAUGGUGCUUUGUUUGUUUUGGCAAGUAGGUUUUAUGUAUUGAAUGGGUUUGAAUAGUUCCAGUUG
Messenger RNA from Rhododendron vialii, 3670 nucleotides. RefSeq lists its product as uncharacterized. The transcript has 2 exons. Bases 257 to 1042 code for a protein of 261 amino acids. NCBI's taxonomy places the organism in Eukaryota, Viridiplantae, Streptophyta, Magnoliopsida, Ericales, Ericaceae. The record is from RefSeq and is a predicted model, not a curated record.